UACUUAUCUACCAUUUUGUAUCUCUACAGCUUUUCAGACGAAGUUGGUCAUCGACGAAAAAGGAAGCAAAUAUGCGUUUAUCCACUACAUAUGUUUGUUUGCGCCGUUAAAUAAACCAAAUUACAGUUUGACUUGUUAGGAUAUCUUGACAUUAGAAGCAGUCGGCUGACUGUUGUUCUUGUAUCGUCGUGUCAUCUUGUUUACGUUUUCUAAGCUAACGGCGUUAGACACUUAGCUUAGCUAGCGACCAACGGUCCAAGCGUUAGCUUUCCAAAGCUAACUAGAGACUGCUGAAAUGGCGGCCAACACGAAACAAACAGCCCCUACAACAAACUGGUCCUUUGGAGGUGCUGGAGAUGGCCAGGUUCGCGAAAACCCAGAAUGGGAGAAGGCAAGACAAGCACUAGCGUCCAUUAACAAGAGUCAGAGCGCUGCUAAGAAUGCACAAGCCAACCGGACAGCCACAGCAGAGGCCGGUCAGUUUCAGCCAGCAGUGACUGACUCAGCUGCCGUUCAGACACCGCAGCAGCCACCGCCACCUCAGCAGCAGCAGCAGCAGCAGCAGCAGCAGCAGUACUAUCCAUGGUACCAGCAAACUCAGCAGCAUUAUCCUGGAUACACAUACCCCUAUAAUUACUACUACCCCGUGGCUCCAUAUGGAGCUGCAUAUCCACCAAAUCAGUAUGGUACACCCCCAGGGCCUUACCCAGGAGCUCCCACCCCUAAUGGACAGCCUCCUCCAGUGCCUGGAAUGGAAGACCAGUCCCCCGGCUACCCAGCCCAACCUCCUCCCCCUUCCACUACCCAACCCCCCCAGAGCCCUACCACCUCCGACAAACCACCUCCUCCUCCCCCCCCAUCUAUACCUCCACAAUCCAACUCCCAGUACCCCACUGCUCCAUCACAAAAUGCUUAUGGUGGCAAUAACUCCAUGCAAUACCCACUUGGUGACUCCAACCAAAUGCAAGUAUAUAAUCAUUCCCAGGGUAGGCCCAACUAUGGACAGGGUUUCCAGGCCCAGAACUCCUAUCAGCCCCCACAGAAUAACAAGCAGCAGCAGCAGCAACAACAACAACAACAACAACAACAACAGCAGCAGCAGCAGCAGCAGCCAGGCCAGUAUGCACCAGGGCUUGGCAGAGGAGAGGCCAACAAAAACAAAAACCAAAAUCAAGGACAGCAGCUGUGGCACCGCAUGAAACAGGCACCUGGUGCAGCUGCUAUGAAGUUCAACAUUCACAAGAGGCCUUAUCAGGUUCAGUGUUCUCCAAUUUCCAAUCAGACUUUCCCUCCAGACGAGCAGCCCUCAGGAUUAAAUCCUACUCCUUCCUCCCUGGCUUCUGCCAGUUCCCCGCCUGGCGGUGCUCAGAUGCGACCCCAGGACUGGCCCCAAGCCAUGAAGGAAUAUGUGCAGCGCUGCUUUACAGCCUGUGAGUCAGAGGAAGACAAAGAUCGUACAGAGAAGGUGUUGAAGGAGGUUCUGCAGGAUCGGCUGAAGGACGGCUCUGCUUACACCAUCGACUGGACCCAUGAGCCAUUGCCAGAACUAAAGGCCAAGCCCUCUCGUUGGGAGACUCUUGCAUCCCAGAGGACAGCUGAUGGCUCAGUUAGCCGUGGUGGAAGUACACUGGCUGCAUCUCCAAGAGGCAGGGGUGGUGCACACCGAUUGGGCCACUACAGGAAUAUCUUUUCUCAGAGGAGUCCAUCUUCUAGUUCCUCUCAUUCAUCCUCUCGCUCCCCAUCCCCCUCCUAUGACCGACACAGGGACCGCAGCACCCAAAGGCACAGACGCAGUGACUCUGGCUCGCAGUCAGACAGCAGCAUCUCCAGUGACCUCCGACCCCAGUUGUCACGACGAAGAGGUGGACGUGGUCGAGGUAAUGACAGGGAAAGGGGACGUGGAGGAGGAGAGAGAGGACGUGGAAGAGGAGGAAAAGCAAAUAGAGGACGCCGAAAUAUGGAAGACUCCAAUGCAGCGGUUGGAAAGAAGAGGAAAGGGGGCAACGCCGGUGUGGAUUUCCAUGACCCACUGCGAGAAGCCAAGAAGCAGAGCCGAGCAGCCCGCUUCCAUAAGCAGCUGCGCUCAGAGCCUCUGGUUCUCUCCAUCAACUCUUUCGACCAACCGGAUGGAACCCAGGAGAGCCUCAGCUGGGAGGACGUCCCCAUCGUGGGGACAUGCCAGGACGUCACCAAGCCCUACCUGAGGCUCACCUGUGCCCCCGACCCCUCUACUGUGCGCCCUGUGCAUGUCCUGAGGAGAUCUCUGCUGGCUGUGAAACUCCACUGGAAAACCCACCAGGAGUACACGUAUGCCUGUGAACAGAUGAAGUCCAUACGACAGGACCUCACGGUCCAAGGAGUUCGUACUGAAUUCACAGUGGAAGUGUACGAGUGUCAUGCACGCAUUGCUCUGGAAAAGGGAGACCAUGAAGAGUUCAACCAGUGCCAGACCCAGCUGAAGGCCCUGUAUAAGGACAACCCGUCAGAGAACAUUGGAGAGUUUACAGCAUAUAGAUUGCUGUAUUACAUCUUCACCAAAAACUCUGGAGAUCUGACCACUGAGUUGGUGUACCUGACCCCGGCCCUGCGGGCAGAUGUGUGUGUGGCUCAUGCUCUUGCACUCCGCGCUGCCUGGGCAUUAGGAAACUAUCACCGUUUCUUUAAGCUCUACAAAGAAGCCCCGCGCAUGGCUUCAUACCUCAUUGACAAGUUUGUUGAGAGGGAGAGAAUGAUUGCACUUCGGGCUAUGGUAAAAACGUUCAGGCCCGACUUGCUCGUGGAGUAUGUGCGCUCCAAUCUGGGCUUCUCUUGUUUAGACUCCUGUGUGACCUUUCUCACUGCGCAUGGUGUCACUUUCUACCCCGGUGACCCUGAAAAGAUAGACUGCAAAACCAGUUCAGCCGCUUUGGCUGCCUCCUGAGGGGGUGGGGGGGAACACCAUAAAGGGAGAAGUUAGGGGACCAUAAUGGAGCUUCACAUAUACAAUGCACUGCACUUGAGACACAUCAGCCUUUUCAGAUAGAGUUAGCAAACUACAGAAGACCCACAUAGAAAGAUUCAUGAAUACUCUUAGAUUCAGAUUACAGAUGUUGUUGGAUAGGAACUGCUUUACAUUAGGAGUGGGGAGUUUAGAUCUGGGGUACACGUGUAGUGUCAGCAAAGAGAGUCAAAAGUCAAUAGAACAACUCAGUGAGGCCCCCCCCCAUGAUUCCUGUUCCCUAGCGACCCUCAGAUGUCAAAGCUAACAGUGUUCUGUUAUGUGUUUUCCUUCCUCAAGUCAACAGCUUCAAGACCUGAAGAUUCAAGCCUUGUAAACCAAAAGGGAAAUACAAACAGCUGCCAGCCCUUCAUCCUGCUCUCUCCUGUUUGAAUAGAAGUCCACAGAUUCAGAUCACCCUUACACAUUCCUCCUAAAGACUGUGAUAAAACGCAUGAGAGAAGGCGCCCGCCGCGUGUCUGAAGGAAGAUGAGGUGGUUUGUAUGUCCUGCACCGGUUGCCCCAAAGGUAUCAGAUGGCCGCGCAUCAUCCUGUUCUUCAUCCUGAUCAAAAGGCCAGUGAGAGCAAUGAACUUAAGUCUUAAGUCUUGUUCCUGAUUUGAAUUAAGUUCUAUUAAUUCAAUGAUCCGGUCAAGAAAUGGUUGGCCAGCUUUUGGGAGAAAGUCUGAACGUGAUGACCAUUGACUUUGUGUAUGAUCAAGGAAUCAGGCAAGUGUUCUUCAUCAGGGUGGUUUCCUCCAAGCUGAGCUCCAUCUCCAGAAUGAAAGCAGCCAGAAGCAGAGAGGGAGUCUGCCUCCAGCGGACGUCCUGCCAGUACCUGGAAUCCAGCAGACCCCGGCCAACAGAAAAGUGAUGAAGCCCCUCUGACCUCCACGUUGGCGUUCUUAACCUCACCAGCUGUUAAUCAACAGAAAAGCUGCCAUCUUUUAAAUACAGCCAAAGGGGAAUUCUGCGUGGUGAGCUUCAGCGAGAACCUGCUGCCUCUUCCAGAAACUACGAGCGGUUUGUAUGAUCUGUGUGCACGGCUGGUAAGCUAAAGGGACUCUCUGGGAGGAGGAGGAGGAGGAGGAGGAAGAGGACGGCACGGCUGAGAUGCUGCCUCACUUUUCUUCUGUGUUGAAUUUCUUCCAUCCUUUGUUUUGGCAGUCGUGGCCCAGUACAAGAAUUAUGGAGCAGCAAAGCAGAUUUUUAUAAUAAGCAGUUUAAUGUUGAAUUAAGUAUGAUACAAUUUGACUAAACCCUAAAAUGCCAGAAUGGCACCAGUUAGAGCCGACGUGUUUACUGCACAUUAACCUGUGCUAUCUGAAGGUCAUAUGGUUGAGUAUUAAAUUACUGUCUAGAUCAGAUGUACACUCUUAUCAACAAAGGACAUGCGAGUUGAGUCAAGAUGCUUUAUGUCCAUUUUCCCAGUUGACAAGUAAUUAAUAAAUAAAAAGAGAAAUAAAGGACUAUUUACCCUCGGUACAGGACAGGACUAGAAGUAUUUCUGAUGUGAUUGUGGUCCAUUAGUCUUGAGGCUUGUGCUGUCCAGGACCUAAAAUACUAUUGGUGGAGGAGCACACUAUUUUAGGUGAUAAUUGGUAUUAAAAAUGAGGUAUUAGACAGUUCCAAAUUGUUUAAUAAAUGUACACCUAUAACAACAACACAUUAGCUCCAUGUUCACUUGGUUUGUUUUCCACCAGAUCCUAUAAUGUAAGGACUCCUAGAUAAUGAUAGUGUACAAAUUUGAAGAAAAUAAACGGGUCGUUUUGUUUAUUUGAACAGUAUUAAUUGCUGCUGUAGAAAUAUUAACCCAUUUCAGACUGAGGGGUAACUAAGCAGAACUUGAGUGGAUGCAGGCUUGCUGUACAUGUGUAUUUGUCAACAGUUUAUUUUUGUAAAUAUUGUAUGAUAUUGCUGUGAUUUAUUUCCAACUAGUGCAUAGUGUCGUUUUUUUUCCCCUCACACGGGUAAGUGUGAUUCUCUUUUGUUUUCUUCUGGGUUUUGCAGAACUCUUUGACCAUAUGUAAAUAUGUAAACUAAAAUGCAGAUAGAUCUGGGUGACGUUGUCAGGAUGUAGAGGGGUCGAUGAUUUCCCCAGUACAGCCUGAAAACAUUCAAACAGGCAUUGUGGCAAUAUUUGAUGCUCAGUUUUGAGUGACAUGACCAGUCCCAUUUUAUUCAGGCAAAGCUCCUGUUGCCUCGAUUGUAUCAUUGGCCUUUUUGUGGCAGUAAAGCUUGGCAGGUAGUUCCAUGCAAAGCUGAUAUCUUCUCAGUGAUGAACACAAAAUGUUUAAGUCUUCAACCAAUUUCCAUCAGGUUGACAAAAUGUUCUUGUAAACACUGGACCGUUAUUUGUCUGUCAAACUUCACUGUUGACCAUUUCAGCAAACAAUUUGUAAUGACAACAAUCUCAACAUGUUUUCUUUCUUUCCCCUUCAUUUACCUGAUCCCCUGUCCUCUUCACUGCCCCCCCCCNCCCACCCCACCCACACCACCAGCCCUCUCCUCCUUCAGCUCGCAGCACUGCUCACAGCAGGAGCUCAUGGAGAGAGGAUAGUGACGCCAGCCGGAGAGAGUGAGCAUCCCAGUCUUGGUUUGACCCGCUCAAGUUGAAGCGUCACAGCUGAUGAGAUACAUGGGAGCCUCAUGAUGAAAUGUGGAAAAUGUUGAUGCUGCUGCUAAUGUGAUUUGCUGCUAACCCAAAUAUUGAAAAUGUUUUUCUGUGCAAUAUGAUGCCUGUUAAGUUUUGAGAAAACAAUGCCUGAGGAUUUACAAAGACCCCUUUUUACUGUUUGUCCAGAUACAUUUUGAAUAUUUCGCCUACAUGUGUUUGCUGGUAAAUUAGUCAUAAUUUGGUAUUAGUUUUUUUAAAUUCCUACUUAUUAUUAAUCGCGAAUUCUUUUGGAUAAUGUUUGCUCAGUUUUAGAUUUGUCAUUUUUAAAUGCCUAAAAAAAAAUGUGUCUGGACAUUCCCGAACUUAUCACUCAUGAAAUCACCGACAGUUAGUAACAUUUCUCUCAGUAUGCAGUCUUAUUCAGGCAAGCUUCAUAUGACAAGUGGCACGUCCUCCCAAAAAAAGACUUUGGUUUCUUCUCAUGUGAAUGAGUUGAACGACAGUUAACAUUUCUUUAAACAUGAUUGAUGUGUGCACCUCUCAGGUUUUCAGCAUUGAUACAGUCCACGAUGUUUACUUUGUUUAUUUUGCCUUUUUUAGUAGACAAUUCCACCCAGGAACUAACAAUACACAUUUUCAUUUUGGAUGUUUUGUUUGUUUUUCCUCCCAGUUGCCUGAGUCAUGUUUUCAGUAUUUUUUGCUCCCAUGUUACUGUAUACCUCCCAUCAGUCUUUGUAACUCCUUCCUUGAUAUUUAAUGGAAGAACUUCCCAUGUCCCUCACCUCUGCUGUGUUCAUCUCCGGCCAUUCCCUCUGAACUAGUCUCUUCUCUGUUCUCACUUUCUCUUAACUCCUCUCCCUGCAUGCUGUCCUCUCCUCUGCUACAGAUCUCUAACCAGUAUUUGUUCUCUUCUCAUUCUUAUCUGUUCCUUUUAUGCUUGUGACCGUUUGCCAUGAGCAUUUAGUCACUCUCACUAGUAAGUAUUGUAUUGCGUCUGCAAUGCUUUGAUAGUUUAUGUUGCGGCUCCCUAACAACUGAAUCAGAAGGUUUCUCUGCAACGCCUCUCCAUUUACAGAUCCAACUUGAACUGCCAUUUUGUAAAUCUUGUGUAUAUAUAUUUUUGAAAAAAAUAAAUAAACUUCAAGAAUAAAUGA
Molecule: messenger RNA, 6747 nt
Organism: Notothenia coriiceps (black rockcod)
Lineage: Eukaryota; Metazoa; Chordata; Actinopteri; Perciformes; Nototheniidae
Gene: leng8
Product: leukocyte receptor cluster (LRC) member 8
Exons: 15
Coding region: 296-2920 (874 amino acids)
Cellular component (GO): nucleus
Source: RefSeq, a predicted model, not a curated record